AUGGUCGUGCCUCCCUCGGGCAUGGAGGGCGUGGUCCUGCAGCCGCGCGCACCCUCGCAGGGUGUGGGGGGCACCGCUCGCGUUCAUUUCACCCUCUGCUUUCGCACAGACUGGGGCCAGCGCCUCCGCAUCGUGGGCAGUCAGGAGGGGCUGGGCAACUGGCGGCUGGCAGAUGGGCACAACAUGAAGUGGACGACGGGUGACAACUGGGUGGCUGAGGUGGAUCUCCCCACCGGCACAGUCUACGAGUACAAGUUUGUGGUGGUGGACCACGCCAGUGGCCAUGCCCUGGCCUGGCAAUCCGGGAACAACUCGGUGCUGGCACUUCGCCCCGAGGACCGAUCUGUAGACGUGUUUGACAACUGGGGAGGGGAGCCGGGCGCGCAGCUGGUGGCCGAUGGUGCCAAGCCGCUUACCAGGGAGCAGCGGCUGCUGAGCUGGGCAACCGAGAUGGAGGCCUCCAUGGUGGGGCAGCGGCAGGAGCUGCGCCGCGCGCGCAUGGAACUCGUUGCCGCCCAGGAGGAUGCACGCAAGGCACGGGAAGAAAGCAAGCGCAUGUACGCCCGCCUGGCGGAGAGCGAGGCGGCGCGCAUCGCGGCGGCGACCGACCUGCGGGCCGCCGAGACCACCAACAAGGUGCUGACGGCGCAGCUGAACGAGGUCAACACCUCGUUCAAGUCUGCCCUGGAGACCGCGGCGGAUCUGCUGCAGGCCAUCUCCACGCGGCCCAGGCCGCGGCGAGCCUCUGCAAAGGCUGGCACAGCCGUGGAUGCUGACAAGGCAGCAGCCGCGGCACCGGGGCCCGGGUCGUGGCGGCGGGACCUCAAAGAGCAGCCCGGGAUGCAGGGGUUUGAGAUCAUCUGA
Molecule: messenger RNA, 864 nt
Organism: Auxenochlorella protothecoides
Lineage: Eukaryota; Viridiplantae; Chlorophyta; Trebouxiophyceae; Chlorellales; Chlorellaceae
Product: Phosphoglucan, water dikinase, chloroplastic
Exons: 6
Coding region: 1-864 (287 amino acids)
Cellular component (GO): membrane
Molecular function (GO): starch binding
Source: RefSeq, a predicted model, not a curated record